AUGUUCUUCGAACGACAGGGCUACCAUCUUCCGUUGGCACCCGAUAGUGCCUUCAAAGACACAUCUACCCCUUACGAAGGGUUCGCUGGCCCAGGUGUGCGCUUUUAUCGAACAACCUUCAACCUAAGCCUCCCAGUUCCCGAAUACGACAUCCCGCUGGCGAUAGUCUUUACCAACACGAGCAACGCGAGUUCUGUGCCCGAGUCUUUCAGGUCUUUGCUCUAUGUGAACGGCUUCCAGUUCGGCAAGUAUGUCAAUCACAUCGGACCUCAGCUCGAGUAUCCUGUCCCUGAAGGUAUAUUGAACUAUAACGGAGAGAAUUGGCUGGGAGUCAGUCUGUGGAAUAUGGAAGAUGGCAAUGCUACGGUCAAACUUGGAGGCUUUCAGCUUAAGUCGAGCAGCACGCCAACAAUGAGUGGGCGGUACAGAAAUGUGAGUUUGAGUUAUCAGCUACCGCAGGAUGGCUGGCAUCAAAGAGAAGGGUACGAAGUUUACUGA
This is a messenger RNA of Cyphellophora attinorum, 498 nucleotides long. RefSeq names its product putative beta-galactosidase E. Bases 1 to 498 code for a protein of 165 amino acids. The transcript has a single exon. The record is from RefSeq and is a predicted model, not a curated record. Lineage: Eukaryota; Fungi; Ascomycota; Eurotiomycetes; Chaetothyriales; Cyphellophoraceae.